AUGAGUGAAGUGGUUUGGACAAAGGACCAAGUGCUAAAAGCCUUUGACAAUUCAGGCAACCUCAAGUUUCUUGAGCAUAUUAAUCUGUCCAACACUGAAAAAUGCACGGAACAAGCCCCUGUCUACAUCUUUUACAUGCGUGGUCUGCAGUGUUCGCGUGAUCCACGUUUGGCCUAUCAUUUCUGGGCCAAUUAUGCUGGUCGCCAUCAAUUUCAUCUCUUUACAAGUCAAGCCAAAGACGAAUGCAUUAAUGCUGCCAUUUACUUGUAUGUGCCUGAUCUGGACGCCAUCGAGAGGAGCCUUACAUCCGUUGCAGACGAACUUAAAGACACCAAGUUUGCCGUGGAACGUGUCAAUCGUGGCGGGGAAACCACGCACGAGUAUCCACAAGAAAAGUGGCACGAACUAUUCGACACGACCAAGUAUGAUCAUCUCAAGGUAAACGACCCAUAUGGCAACGAGCUGCGUCUCCACGUGACACCACGCAAUUACAACUCGAUUAAUAUGUCGCUGGGUAAGACGCUGCCUGUAACGGACGAAAUUGAAGGUGUACCGCAAGGCUUUCCGUUCCUACUGUACCCGUGCCGUCCAGGCAUUGCGCACGGCAUUUCGCGCUUCUUUGAGCACUACCUGGGUGCCAAGACGGUGGUUUCCAAGAAGAAUGACAAUGAUGAACUUUACCGCACGUCUGUAUUUUGUGGCCCAUUGCAGACGAUUGUGUUUGACGAGCAAGAGUCCCAGCGUGACAGCAAGGGUGAGUACGACGGUCACCACGUGUGCAUCCACAUCGAUCGCUUCAAGGAGUUUUACGACAAGGCGUACAACGAUUCUAUGACCUGGAACAACUUGCUGUUUUUCGACCGUUGUGAUACCUGGUUUGAGGCUAAUCGUGACCAGCAAUACCGCAUCUUGCAUCUAGUUGAUCCCGUGGACAAGAAGUUCCUCAUGUCCUUCGAGUUGGAGAUCCGUUCGGCGCAACACUACCGCUACCUCAUCCACCGCAGCGACGUGACCCCGGAGGAGGAAGCUGCGAACGAAGUGCUCCGCAAGAAGAAUCUGUAG
Molecule: messenger RNA, 1062 nt
Organism: Peronospora farinosa
Lineage: Eukaryota; Oomycota; Peronosporomycetes; Peronosporales; Peronosporaceae
Source: the annotation of a GenBank genome assembly